Molecule: messenger RNA, 3551 nt
Organism: Odocoileus virginianus texanus
Lineage: Eukaryota; Metazoa; Chordata; Mammalia; Artiodactyla; Cervidae
Source: RefSeq, a predicted model, not a curated record
GACACGGAGUUUCUGACUCAAUUAGGUGGACAGCUCUCCUCUCCGAGUCUCUUGGAGAUGACUGGAGCUCUCAGGGACGUUCUUGUUCUAGGAUUUCUUACAAAUAACAUAUCUAUUUUGUGGCUCCAUACCGCUCAUUUACUUCAUCUUAACCACUAUAAUGAUGCUCCUCUCUCUGCUUCCCUUGUUCCUAGUGUAUUUGGGAUGGGACCUUCAGUACUCCCAGCUAUCUUCUUCGGUCUUUAGGACUAACCCUAAGAGGCCGCGAGGACUGGGCCAACAGGUGUUGUCACUUGCGACCUGUUUCACUGACUGAUCAGAGUGGCUUGUUGGUUGGCUUCUUGCUACUAACAGCAAUGUUGGCAGCUGUGAGUUGUCAUGGUGGUCCUGUUGAUUGUCACACAUUCAUUUUGACAUAUUUGCCCUUUAGAACUUGGGUACAAUACUAAAAGAUCUAGUUUACAGAAAGUUUUUUUUUUUUAAACUGGAUUAAAUAUCUGACAUUUUUUCAUAGAAACGUGGCAAGGUCCAAGCCUUAAGGACAACCGGAUAAAAGAACAUGGGAGACCGUGAAGCGGACAACCAGGAAAGGCCAGUCGGCUGACGGUGUGGCAAUCAUCCCUGUGUUGCAGAGAACCCUUCACUACGAAUGCAUCAUUCUGGUGAAGCAGUUCCGACCCCCGAUGGGAGGCUACUGCCUAGAAUUCCCCGCGGGUCUCAUCGAUGACAACGAAAGCCCAGAAGCAGCUGCUCUUCGGGAACUCGAGGAGGAAACCGGCUACAAGGGCGACGUUGCUGACUGCUCUCCAGCUGUGUGCAUGGAUCCAGGCUUGUCAAACUGUACCACACAUAUCGUGACCGUAACUAUCAAUGGAGAUGACGCUGAAAAUGUAAGGCCUAAGCCAAAGCCAGGAGAUGGAGAAUUUGUGGAAGUAAUUUCCUUACCAAAGAAUGACCUGCUGAAUAGACUUGAGGCUCUGAUAGCUGAAGAACAUCUGACGGUGGACGCCAGAGUCUAUUCCUACGCUCUGGCAUUGAAACACGCAAACACGAAGCCGUUUGAGGUGCCCUUCCUGAAGUUUUAAGGCCGAAGGACAGUAGCCGUCCUUUUGUAAACAGGACACCAGGCCUCCUUCACUGAGACUUCACAAUCAGCUUAGUUGUAAUGGAGAACUGAAAUUAGCUUUUUCUUAAAAUAAAACAACACAGAAUGCAUGUGGUGGUAUGGAAUUGUAAUUACAGGUAAGCUGUAGCCAUCAUUUAAAUGCCAGACUCUAGCUCAUAUUAACAGAGAAGAACACAAAAUGCUGGUAUGUUAAAUCCAGCUGUUAAAAAAAAAAGCUAUUAUUUUUCUAAUCUAAUCCAAGAGAUAAUGAGAAUAGUCCUGAAUUCCAAAUUAGGUCAGUUCUUCCCAGUCCCCACUAAAAACUAUGUAUGUAAAUAACCAUUUACGGUGUCAGGUUUUUUUUUUAAAGCUCUAUCUGUAUAGGGACUUUUUUGGCCUCUCCUGACUGAAUUAUCUACUAUAUGGAAUUAAUCUGCAUAGCAGAGAUUAAGAUAAGACUAACAUUUGUGGUAAGCAGAUGUUUCCACUUAGAUGUCCCUAACAGCCACCUACCUGCAGGAGGUUGACCAGCUCUUACAUAAUGAAAAAUGGUAGAUUCAUUAAUAAAAAAAUAUAGGGCCCUGCUCUCAAGCAUGUGUAUAUACUUUAGAAUCUCAUUUCCUAUCCUCACCUCAAAAAGUACUUAGUUUCUAAAAACCAAAUCCCUGGCAUCAAGAUUUACAUGAUUUGGGGCACUGUCGGUGGCUCAGAUGGUAAAGAAUCUGCCUGCAGUGCAGGAGACCUGGAUUCGAUCCCUGGGUUGGGAAAAUCCCCUGGAGAAGGAAAUGGCAACCCACCCCAGUAGAAUUGCCUGGAGAAUUCCAUGGACAGAGGAGCCUAGUGGGCCACAGUCCAUGGGGUCGCAAAGACUCGGACUUGACUAAGCGACUUUCUUUCACUUGGUGUUGAACCAUGAGUGUAGCCAACAUGGUGAGCAAGUAUGUAUGUUCUUUAAAGGAACAUACGGGGGAUUGUUUCUGGCUCACAUCCCACCCCCCAUCCUCAAGGUACACCAGUGUCACUGGCCAUCUUCUUACCUCUCAAGCUUGGCUCCUGUGUGGCCUCCAGCGUCUCCAGCAUUACUGCCUCUUAGGUGCAUAAUUCUCUGGGUGAUUCUCAUUGGCUUCCCCUGAAUCUUGUUUCCAGCCCUGGACCCAGGGGUCAGCCAGGCCCUUGAGAACCACAUAAAAUCAGGGGACUGAUGACAAAAAUGCCAGAAUAUAGUUUGUCUACAGGUUCACUGUCUUACCUAGAGGUAUUUUUAUGAGCAAAAAUAGAUGUUUAUAUUGUAUUUCCUAAACAAGGAUGGGAAGAAUUGUGGAACCAGUGAACUGUAUGUAUCGUCUCCUCUCUGUAUGAAUACUGUGAAGAUUUCAGCCCCAACUAGUUGCUCUAAUGGUAGCUUUCCCCCGGUGCCUUUAAAAAAAGUCCUUAUUUUUAAUCAUUGGCAUCAUGAUUCUCCAGAGACUGUAGUCCUUUCCCGUGAGGACUCAAGGCUCUUGUCGUUACUCCUUCAAAAUCAGGAGGCGCUGAGGGACACAGAAAAUACGCAGGCCCAAGCACAGACCCAUCUCCAAACAGGCCAACUCUUGCAAGACCACUCCCAUGGCAACUGAUAAAGCUACUCUAAAAUGCUGAUGGAGGGGAGAGACUUGUAACCCCACCUGUCCUUUAUGCCUUUUCCUUAGGUCACAGUUUAGAACUGACAGCUAAAUCCUAGAAUAUCCCCCUAACGCAGUGUAUGUUCUCCGUAUCAAAGGCUAUGCUUUGGAAAGUUGGUCAGUUUGAGAAGUGGCAAUCUGUUUUCACUGGCUGGUCCUCUUGUUUCAGUGUUUACAAGUUGAAAGUUUAGAUUAAAAGCAGUAUUUCCACCUUCUCUGGGGAUAAACAACUGUAACACUGGGUCAUAUUUCCAUGGUAACAGUGGUCCAAGGCCCCCAGGAGAUGCUUUCCAAUAGACAUGGCUCCUGUUCCUAUCUACCUGUAUUUUCUCUGCCUCCUUGCUCUUAAAAUUAGUUGGCUUUGUGAUCCUCAGCUAAAGGAAAUAAACUUCCUGUACUUACUAAGAAAGUCAGCCACGACAGAAAACCAUACUAAUGAGAAAGACAUCUUUGAAAAAUCACGUUUGAUCUUUUUGGACAACAAAGCACAAUAAAUAAAAAUGAAUUACUUACUGUGCUGCUUCAAAUACAGGCUGGGACACUGAGAACAUUUUUUCCCUGUUCUUUCCAAAUGUCAGUCACAAAACUAAGCGCUUUUUUGUUGGUCACUGUCCCUCCAUAUUUUUAGGAUUAAACUAAUACAUUUGCAACAGAUAUCUCAGGAUGAAUUCUGUAUGAAUACAAUGGAUCUAUACAAGUAAUCUUAGAAAUCUUUUAAUAUCAGACUUUAUUUUUCCAACACAACUGAAAGUUUUAUUAAAUAAAAUUUUAUUGUCUACUGUUUA